This is a messenger RNA of Hippocampus comes (tiger tail seahorse), 2133 nucleotides long. Its product is annotated as gastrula zinc finger protein XlCGF57.1-like. Gene Ontology annotation, biological process: regulation of transcription by RNA polymerase II. Lineage: Eukaryota; Metazoa; Chordata; Actinopteri; Syngnathiformes; Syngnathidae. The record is from RefSeq and is a predicted model, not a curated record. Gene Ontology annotation, cellular component: PcG protein complex; chromatin; transcription regulator complex. Gene Ontology annotation, molecular function: DNA-binding transcription factor activity, RNA polymerase II-specific; RNA polymerase II cis-regulatory region sequence-specific DNA binding. The coding region runs from base 368 to 1813 and encodes 481 amino acids. The transcript is spliced from 3 exons.
AAUUUUGUGUCGAACGAACGUAUUGAAGGCUAGACACAAAUGUCUUCUAUCGCCACUUAACUGAACUAAAACAGCAUCUAGCAAAUCUUGGUGUCUCGGUGCGCCGAUGACCCUUCUCGGCCUAGCUUAGUUUAGCUUAGCCUAGCUUACCAGCCGCUAAGCACAACGCUAAGACGCGUUUGUAAUCGCUCAACGGAAGUCAAAUAUUAGCAAAAAGUUUGGUGCUAAUCGUUUGAAAAUGUUUGCAAGGAGGACAACAGAGUACACUUCGGAACUUCACGGAACAGAAGACGACAACUAGCAACAACUUCGUCAAGUACGCGACGCUGUUUGUGAGAAGCUUCGAGUUUGCUUAAACUCAGCAGACAUGAGCAAAAUGUACCUUGAUGUCUUCGGGCAGCAGCAGCAGAGGGAUAAGCGAAGUGACGGACAAAAAGAGGAUGAGCUGGAGCGCCCUUCCAUUAAAGAGGAGGAGGAAGAAGCCACUCAGAUUCAAGCUAGCGAGAUGUCCAAGCAUCCGCACAUCAAAGAGGAAGAGGAUGAUGACAUCAUCACCUUGCAAUUUACAGGUGCUCCUUUGAAAAGUGAAGAUGAUGAGGAUCAAAGUGAGGCCAGCGGAGGGGUGGAGCAUCCCAGUAGCAACAGCUCGAGUCCGCAUGAGACGACAGAAGGUGACGGACAAUCACCAACAGACGGACUCAUAGCGCCACUGUCAGAUAGUGACGACACGACAUCAUACUCUCCUCACACUGAUGAUGAUGAAGAAUACGAAGGUCACGUUGACAACCAACACUGGAAAUGCUCUCAAUGCGGGAAAACCUUUGUCUACAAGUGUCUUUUGAAAAAACACUUGAUGACGCACACUGGAGAGAAACCUUUUGCCUGCUCAGUUUGCGGUCAAAGAUUCACGCAAGAGGGACAUUUAAGAAGACACACAAGAAUACACACCGGAGAGAAACCGUUUGUCUGUUCCAUUUGUGGCCAGACAUUUGCUCAAAGAAAUAGUCUGACAACACACAUGAGAACGCACACUGGAGAGAAGCCGUUUGUCUGCUCGUUUUGCGGCCAGAGAUUUGCUCAAAGAAACCAUUUGACGGCCCACACUAAAACGCACACUGGAGAGAAACCUUUUGUCUGCUCAGUUUGUGGUCAGAGAUUCUCUGAAAAAGGGAGCCUGACGAGUCACACAAGAACGCACACAGGAGAUAAACCCUUUUCCUGCUCAGUUUGCGGGAAAAGAUUUUCUCAGAAGGGACAUUUAGGAAUUCACAGAAGAACACACACUGGCGAGGAACCUUUUUCCUGCUCUGUUUGUGGUAAAAGAUUUUCUCAGAAGGGACAUUUAGGAAUUCAUAAAAGAACGCACACUGGCGAAAAGCCUUUUGCCUGCUCGGUGUGUGGUCAAAGAUUCUCCGUUAAGGGACAUUUGAAAGCACAUACAAGAAUCCACACUGGGGAGAAGCCUUUUGCCUGUUCAGUUUGUAAUCAAAGGUUUACUACGAAGGGAUAUUUGAAAAUACACACAAGAACCCACACUAGCGGGAAAGCUUUUGCCUGCUCAGUUUGUGGCCAGACAUUUAUUGUGAAGGGAUAUUUAAAAAUCCACAUGAGAAUCCACACCGGAGAGAAACCCUUCGCAUGCUCAGCUUGCGCGAAAAGAUUCGCUACAAAGGAACAUUUAAAAUCCCACACAAGAACGCACACUGGAGAGAAACCUUUUGCAUGCACCGUUUGUGGCCAAGCAUUCUCUCGAAAGGGAAACUUAAAGAUACAUACAAGAACACACAGUGGAGGGAAAGCAUUUGCCUGCUGAGUUUUUUUGGCACUGAUCAAUAAAGCUUGAUAAUGAAAGUGAUAAAUAUUGAAACCAAUUUCUGUGGGAGUUGAAUUUAUCUGCCUUUUGUGUUGGAUCAACUUUCUGGUAUUUUCUGUAUAUUCUUGCAUUCUACGGAUCUCGUGUGGACAAACGAUGACAAUUAAAGCAAAGCACUGGACUGCUAUGUCAAAUAUUUUAUGAUGUGCAUGUUAAAUGAGCGAGUGACCGAUUGAAAUAGAUGGCCCAAAAACUUUUGACUCCUGCCGGUAGAAUGGAAACGUCCACACGAGAUAUUGAAUAAAAGCUGAUGGAACCUU